Molecule: messenger RNA, 1080 nt
Organism: Osmia bicornis bicornis
Lineage: Eukaryota; Metazoa; Arthropoda; Insecta; Hymenoptera; Megachilidae
Exons: 2
Source: RefSeq, a predicted model, not a curated record
AUGAGUUCCUUUAAUUUUAAGUUAUCAGUGUCGAGGAAACCGAUAUUUAAAAUAUCAUCGACCAGACAGAGACGCAUAAGGAAUGAGGUAGGAUCCAAUAGUGUUGUCCCUUCGUUGGCUUCUCCUUCUUCUUGUAUUCAAGAGAUCAAUGCCUCUGUUAAUCCGGCGGAUGUUCCUUCAUCCUCAACAGAUUACGCAGAUGGUAUUGAUGCCAUCCAUGGUGUAGAUGUGGAUGACAACUCUUCUUCCUCUUCUUCUUCUUUGUCUUCUUUGUCUUCUUCAGUGUUGUGUAGUUCUGAGGCGGUUCCUGAAACUUCAUUUCAGGAAAGUUUGGCUUCAUAUUGUGUUGAUAACAAUAUUAAUCAUGUUCAGGGUAACAAUUUACUUACCCUUGUUCGAACCCAUAGCUGCUUCAGCCAUCUACCCAAGGAUAUUAGGACUGUCCUGCGUACUCCACGAACUUGUGUUCCAACAUAUGUUGUAGAACCGGGGGAGUAUGUUCAUUUUGAUGUCGAAGCUGAAAUUGUUAAAUAUAUCAGGAAUGCUUCUUUUUCACCAGAUUGGGAAUUAGAAUUAGAUUUCAACACAGAUGGAUGUGCUUUAGAUAGAGCGGGAACAAUCCAUCUGUGGCCAUAUCAGUGUAUGAUUAGGAACAUACCUGAUGCAAGGUCAAUAGUUGUCGGCAUUUAUAGAGGACUAUAUGGAUUGCAAAAGCCUACUGAUCCGAAUAGGCUUUUCAAAAUGUUCAUCAUGAACAUUACCCAUAUGCUUUCCAACGGUGGUGUAGAUCUUGAUGGUACUAAGGUACCAAUAUAAUUAAGAUGCUUUAUUGCUGAUGCACCAGCAAGAGCUUUUAUCCUCAACCACCGUGGCCAUACAUCCAGCCGGCCCUGUUCCAAAUGCAAAGUGUCUGGUACGCACAGCGAAGGUAGAUAUGUCUUCAAUGGCAUAAAGCAUCUGCUUAGGACUGACAACCAAUACUCUCAAUGUGUAGAUGAGGACCAUCAUAAAGAAGGUUGCACUCCACGUGUGCGGCCUUCCCUUCCAUUCCUGAUACCAUUUCUUCGCGGACCCAGUUAA